Hyposmocoma kahamanoa is the source of this 3702-nucleotide messenger RNA. It is a transcript of the gene whd, whose product is annotated as carnitine O-palmitoyltransferase 1, liver isoform. The transcript has 17 exons. Bases 230 to 2563 code for a protein of 777 amino acids. Gene Ontology annotation, cellular component: mitochondrion. The record is from RefSeq and is a predicted model, not a curated record. Gene Ontology annotation, biological process: fatty acid metabolic process; carnitine metabolic process. Gene Ontology annotation, molecular function: carnitine O-palmitoyltransferase activity. Lineage: Eukaryota; Metazoa; Arthropoda; Insecta; Lepidoptera; Cosmopterigidae.
UGCUUGUUCGUAGUUUUUUAUGACUUUGUUACAAUUAAAUCUAUAAAUUUUAAUUGUCUUUACAUAUAUAAUUUGCUAUUAUUAAAUACUUAUAAUGUUAAUUUACAGUGCUUAGAUUACUACAUCUAAUAAAAGGUACUGUUUAACACAGUACCUGCUACGUAUUCAAUCAAGUUUUUGGUGCUACUUAAAAAUAAUUGCUUGCUGAUACGAAGGUAGCUAAGCCACGAUGGCGGAAGCACAUUCGGCAGUCGCGUUCUCCUUCGCGAUUACGCAUGACGGUUGGGAUGUGAACUUCGAUCGGGAAGUUCUUUAUCUUGUCUGGGAGUCUGGUCUCCGUUCCUGGAAGAAACGUUUGGCGAGAUUUAGGAAUAGCAUUCAUAAUGGCGUAUAUCCUGGUCACUUGCAAUCUCUUUAUGUCCUUUGGACGUUAUUGGUGGCUGCCCAUUUUGGCAGCUUUAACAUACCCUUCGGUUUAGUCCAAAAAGCAUUAAGUGUCCUACCUGGGCAUUCAACAUUGUGGCAAGUGAUUGCUUGCUUUCUAGCAGCUCUCACCAUGUGGCUUUCCGUAAUAUUCCUCAUGCGAUAUAUGCUAAAACUCCUACUAAUGUACAAGGGUUGGAUGUAUGAAUCGCGUGCGCCCGGAUCGAAAAUAUCGUUGAGAACUAAAAUAUGGGUGAGUGUCGUGAAGGUGUUGUGCGGCUGGAAUAAGCCCAAGCUGUAUAGUUUCCAAGGUUCACUCCCCAGACUACCACUGCCAGCCGUCAAAGAUACUAUGCGUAGGUACCUGAUAAGCGUUCGGCCUCUGCUAGAUGACGAAAACUAUAAAAGAGUUGAAAGAUUGGCUAAAGAGUUUGAAGAAGGAAUUGCUGUCAAAUUGCAAAGAUAUCUUGUUCUCAAAUCAUGGUGGUCAAGCAACUACGUUUCUGAUUGGUGGGAAGAGUAUGUGUACUUGCGAGGCCGGUCCCCUCUGAUGGUGAACUCUAACUUCUACGGCACUGACGCGAUCCUCAUGAAGCCCACGAGCAGUCAGGCCGCACGAGCUGGUGCCGUCAUCCAUCUCUGUCUUAAGUUCCGCAGACUUAUCGACAGGCAGGAACUUGAACCAAUAAUGCUACAAAAUAUUGUACCUCUAUGCUCGUGGCAGUACGAGAGGCUGUUCAACACUGUUCGAGUCCCAGGUGUAGAGACGGACAAGAUCGUGCAUUACCAGGACUCCAGCCACAUCACUGUUUUGCACAAAGGCCGCUACUUCAAGGUGAUGGUGUAUUCCAGGGGCAGAUUACUUAAGCCUGCUGAAAUUCAAAUGCAAAUAGAACAAAUCUUGGAAGACAACUCUGAGCCGUUAGUGGGCGAGGAGAGGCUAGCGGCACUGACAGCGGGCGAACGCUCUCACUGGGCGCACAUCCGCCAAACGCACUUUAACCGCGGGCACAACCGCACCUCGCUGCAUUGCAUCGAGCGAGCCGCUUUCAAUGUUUGCCUAGAUGACAGGGAGUACGGGUACGAUGAGAAUGAUUCUUCAAAACUGGACGAAUAUGGCAGAGUACUGCUUCACGGCAAAGGCUACGAUCGUUGGUUUGACAAGUCCUUCAACCUCUGCUUUAGCACCAAUGGUUUUGUUGGUUUCAACGCUGAACACACGUGGGCUGACGCACCCGUCAUGGGACACUUAUGGGAGUACGUCGUCUGGUCUGAAUCAGAAAUGGAAUACGCUCAGGACGGCAACAACGUUGGACCGGUAGAGACCCCUCCCCCCGCACCGAUCCGCAUGCAGUGGGACCUCAAGAACGAAGAAUUGCUCAACGCCAUCGACGUCUCCUACAACGUCGCACAAAAACUGCUCAAUGACGUCGACCUUAGGAUACUCAUGUACACUAAAUAUGGAAAAGGUUUCAUGAAGCAGUGCCGCUUGUCUCCGGACGCGUUCAUCCAGCUGGUGCUGCAGCUAUCGUACUAUCGCGACGCGGGCCGCUUCUGCUUAACUUACGAGGCGUCCAUGACGCGCCUUUUCCGCGAGGGUCGCACAGAGACCGUGCGUCCCUGCACCAUAGAGAGCUCCGCGUGGGUCAAGUCGAUGGUCGACCCUAACGCUACGAUCGAGCAGCGCGUAGAUUUAUUCGUGAAGGCGGCGCAGCGCCACCAGCUGGGCUAUCAAGACGCGAUGGCCGGCCGCGGUAUCGACCGCCACCUCUUUUGCCUCUACGUUGUCUCCAAGUACCUCGAGCUCGAAUCGCCAUUCCUACAAGAGGUGUUUAACGAACCGUGGCGACUGUCUACUAGCCAGACGCCUUAUGGUCAAACAAAUAUGCUGGAUCUGAAGAAAAAGCCGAACUGCGUAAGUGCGGGCGGCGGGUUCGGCCCCGUGGCCGAUGACGGCUACGGCGUUUCCUACAUCAUCGUCGGCGAGGACAAGAUCUUUUUCCAUGUUUCCAGUAAGAAGAGCUGCCCUAUCACGAGCUCUUCAAACUUCGUUAAACAAAUUGAGUGUUCCCUGAAGGAUAUGCAAGAUAUGUAUUUAACCUUUAAUAAACUCAAAGAUAAUAAACAAAACUGCAAAUAAUUGUAAAUCUUACACAUUAUUGUUUUAGAUCAUGUUUGUUGUUGUUAUUAUAAUUAUGUAGUUUAUAAUAUAAACAAACAUAUUAUGUAUGUAUAGUUUAGUUGUGACAUAGUAUAAAUAAAUAAUAAAAAACUGCAACUCAUAACUUAUAAACAACUCGAAAUAAAAUGCCUGCCUUAAUUCUGGACCGCCACCACCAUAAAUAAAUCGAAAACCUUUAUUAAUACAAAUCUUUGUAAUUAUUAUGGAGAUAUUAGAUAAGUUUAGGGAUAUUUGGGUUAAUCGUAUUAAAAUUCCACAUGUACACGUGAUUAUGUUUUAAUCAUCCAGAAAGACAUAUACGCAUCACUCAUUUGGUGCUACAUUGACUCAGUUGUACCUCUUGUAAUGUUACAGGAAAUGGAUUUAAAUUGAUUUUUUAAUUUUAUAUCAAAUUUAUAACGAAUCAAUAAAACUUUGUGUAUUUUUACAAUAUGUGUAUGAAAAUUUGAAAUAACAGCCGAUUUUUCUUCAAACGUAAAUUUGUUGUUACAGAUGUGUUAACAUACUUAAUAGAAUUUUGUCAAAAUUACAAUUACGUCUUACGUAGCACCAAAUGAGCGAAAUGUAAAAAUUGGACGAUAACGUUAUGGUGGGGCCUUACUUUGUUUUGAGUUGUAAACUUUGCUAACAAAGAAUUAAGACAUUCAUUUUGGUAUAUGAAAUAUGUUAAACUUCUUAUUUAAGAAGAGUAUUGGCGAGCCCGUUAAGCAUUUCUUAUAAUAUAAGAUAAUUAUUAUUUUUCACUUGUCUUUGUAAAAUUAGCAUAAGAUUGACCCUUUUACAUUAAUUUCUACAUCGUAUCUACUCUAUGUCAAUGAAUUUAAUACAAAGUGGUAUCAAACUUCGGGUGUAUCAUUACACCACGCUGCGCGCUCGCAUACUGUCUUUUUAAUAGAGGCUAUCAGCGCGAAAGCGGUGAAACCCCAUGAAAUGCACAUGUAAAUGGUAAUGAGGGAUUUAAAAUCAGCCAAAUUCAUUUUAUAUAAUUAUAGUAAUCAUAUAUGCCCAAUAUGCAAUUAUUAAUUUUUAACUGAAAAAAUAUUUAUUUUUAUUUGUUUAUUUAUACAUUUAUUUCCGGCCACAUGACCAUAUAAUAU